AUGAUCCCUGCAACACCACAAGUCCCAUGGCUACCCCCGUGGGUGGCAACCACGGGAGAGAAUACAGGCCACAUGCCUGUAGCGGCCACGUCCUUCCAAUGGACCGCGACCCAUCCCUCCAGCAGCGGAGCAGGGGGACACCUCCAGAGCCAGGCCGCACAACAACCACCACUGCAACAGCGCCAGCAGAGCAGACAUCCACACGUACCACAGCAGCAAGCCCAAGCCACUGGCACCAUACCCGCUGCAGCAUGCCAAAGCCAGCCACCGUGGGCAAACACUGGCCACCAGACCCAGGGUGGACUGCACCGUGUCCGGUACCCACCAGCAUACGACCCAGACACUGAUCCGUGGAGCGAACCCGACGACAGCCCAGCCGUGGCACAAGCACAGCCACAGCAACCACCAACACAAGCAGCGACCCCCCCACAACAGAAGCAACCCGUGCCUCAAGAAGUACAACCGGCGGCAGCUACGACCUCCGUGAGACACCAGCGAACACAGGAUCGCACACACCAACCACAGCAUCCACGAGCCGGAGUACCCGGGGACGAACCCCCAGCAGACAGUACACAACCCGUCCCGGGAAGCAGCGGGGACACCGACACCCGGGACACCCCGCCACACGACAACACUCUGCAACCACAAAACCACACCACCGCCGGAACACCGGCACAGCAAACGGCUCCACAACGUGUACACACCACCGCGACAACAGUGGAAGACAACUGCAGACCAAAACACCCGCACCGCGAGCAGGACCAAGCACCACCUACACCCGGCGAAGCAACGGCAACACCAUGCACUGCAACCACAUCAGAUCAAACAACAACCGAAGCAGUGGCGGGAAGUGUCCCCGAUGAGGAAACAGCCCCAGCAGACACGAGAGGCAGACCACACACAGCAACCACACAAACCCAAGCCGCAGCCGAAGCAGAGGCGGGUAGAGACCCAGAUGCAGGCACAGCUCAAGCAGACACGGGGGACGAACCGGGCGAUGACAAAAACCCGUCGGACCCAGAGGACGACCCUGAUCCGGACAGACCACGCUCCAGCGAGGGGCACGGAAGCCAGCGAGCCAAACCGGGCCGGGAUGGGGCAUCGUCUACCGAGACCAAAUCCGACAGCAGAACCAACAGCAAGGCCGGAGCCACAGUGCAGGAAGCGAACCUACGCACGGACCGCGCAGCAGCAGCACAAACUCACGCAGCCAGCACACCAGCCGGGGAGGGGACCACACCAGACCAGCAACCCGCGGAGCAGCCGACGAUACAAGAGGCCUGGCAACUCUGGACAGGAGAGACCCACCCGACCAGCUCCACACAGCCAACCUCCGACCCUGACAUAGCACAACCCGCAGACGAUCCUGCACACACAGCCUCCACCGAAGCACAACCACAAGCCACACCGGGCGUCGCCACAACUGACAACACCAUCCCACCGUGGGAAGCUCAACUGCAGGACGAAUGGGCAGACGCUCAGCCCCCCCUAUUCAUGGGGGACAUCCCUCCUGAUCUGCCGAUCCAGAGCCAUACGCAUGCAAACAUCGUAGCAGGCCCACAUGGGGCAUGGAUCGUAUCGAUCAGCAACAACAUGGGGGAACAGCCGAGCACCCAGACACUAGCAAGUGGGCUCCCCCGAGUUGUGCGAGAAGGGCAGGAAGGCACAGCAGUCACUGCACCCCCGCUUACAGCGGGGAUCGUCGCAACCUUCACAGCCAUAAGCGACACGCGCUGGGUGCUAGAAGUUACAGAAGCUCCCACUGCCGGCAACCAUAUGCCGGGGACCAUGCUCCUCGCAGUCGGCGACCGCUUAUUGUUCGAAGAAGUUGACAAUGAAUGGGUGAUCAGAGUCGAAGCCCUCUCUGCACAUCCACCAGCGGACAUUCGCCGACUACGACAACCUGCACCUGGACAGCGGACAGCCGGGGGGAAGACAACACCCACACUUCCACCACAACCUCCCAUGCAGACCAUCACCGAACAGACGACCGACGACACACAAACCACCGACACUGGAGCAAGCUCGUCACACGAAGCCCCGCACUCCUACUACCCACCGGCGCGUAAACAGGCACCGCCGAACCAGCCUGCCACAGCCACCGCUUCCAGCAGCCACACAGGUACCAGCACGGCCUCCACAGCCACACAACAACAACCGGCCUUCGUCGACAGACGGGAGUUGCGAAGGAACCAGCAUGGUCGGACACCGCCACAGUCAACACAAGCCCAACCAAAUCCACCAAACAUCAACAGACCACCAUAUACACCACUAGCAGCACAGAUUCACGACGGCCGAAGCAUCGGCCCGAAGAAGCCGCACGACCAGCCACACGACCGCCAUCAACACGAUGACAACCCUGACAACGACCGCAGCAGCCUAAUGCAGAGGAGCAUUUUCUCCGCGUCUCUACCAAAACUCGAGGACACUGCCGAGGACAUUCAAGCAGCCGACGCGCAGCCACUGCCACCACCACCACAACCAACGCAACUCGAGCCGACAACUCUGGGGGACAUAAGCAUGGAAGCCGACAGCGCAGCAGACAAUCCUCAGCAGCACACAAGCACAGCUCAAGCACCGCACCCACAGAACCAAGGCAGCGAUCCAAACCCGGACCCGACCCACGAACGCUCGUGGCAAAGGGUAGAGAGACACCUGGAGGAGAUACGCCGCAUCAUCAGCUCGCAUGGGGGAACAACCGCAGAAGCCAUCAUGCGCAAUGCAGACAUGGCACUCAUGCACCUACUGGUGGACACACCGACAGCAGAAGAGCUGGCAGCUACACAAGACUACAACGGGCCACAAGCAGGGGGACAGGCUCCACAACAACAGACACUGCAACCACAACCAGCAGUUUCAUCGUACUGUUACACGACAGCAAUACUGCAGAACCCACUCGAGGCUGCACGCAUCGCUACAGCAGCAUUGCAGAAUAUAGCACGCCAACAGAUGUCUCUCGGGGGAACGUGCAUUAGCUACGGACAACUAGAACCACAUGUAGCAGCUCUCAUGCAAUGGCUUUCGUCGCUGCACGCGGGGAACAUCGCCGUGCGAGUGCAACUCCCUCCAAUCUUGGAGCCUUUGCGCCGCGUCCUCAACAAGAUCCUGACUGAAGACUGGGCUCUGCUGAUAGCCGUAGCAGAAGCAAUGGAGAAGUUGCUGACGGGGGACAACCUGACGCACCCAGCAAACGUUCUGGCAGUAGCAGCAGGCAGCCAUGACACAAACCUGGUUGAGCGCCCCGGGGGACCCGCGACAUGGGAAACAGCCAUCCUCCAGAUGCAAGAAUGGGCUGCAGACCUUGAUGCGUGGCCAGCUGCUCAUCUGCCCCAGGUUCAAGAGGCAGCAAUGCGACUGGUUCGGGGGAUCUCAGCACGAGUCCCAGAAGAGAAGCAAGGGCAGCCAGACACAUCGGGGGAAUGGUGGCGUUUCGAGAGACACCAUGGCAUGGGGGACCUCGCGCUCUUCCAUGGAUGGACGCCGCAGAGCCCGAGCAGCCCGCGCUCCCGGGGGACCAGGCGACCGCGCAGUCCCUCCUCGGACGCCAGUCACCGACGCAGACGGGUCCUCGCCGAGCACAUGCACAACCACACGUGA
This is a messenger RNA of Symbiodinium sp. CCMP2592, 3597 nucleotides long. The record is from the annotation of a GenBank genome assembly. Lineage: Eukaryota; Dinophyceae; Suessiales; Symbiodiniaceae.